Messenger RNA from Wyeomyia smithii (pitcher-plant mosquito), 1985 nucleotides. Its product is annotated as serine protease 53-like. The record is from RefSeq and is a predicted model, not a curated record. The transcript has 7 exons. Lineage: Eukaryota; Metazoa; Arthropoda; Insecta; Diptera; Culicidae. The coding region runs from base 101 to 1867 and encodes 588 amino acids. Gene Ontology annotation, biological process: proteolysis. Gene Ontology annotation, molecular function: serine-type endopeptidase activity.
CAAAACCUGUUUGUUUUCAGACCUGAACUGUGUCGUAUUUGACUACAAUUGUGAAAUAGCAUUCGAGAUGAUGACCAGUCUGAUCGCCACCACUUGAAUAAUGCCGUAUACAAUCAGACACUUCCAUGCCUUCCAGCAGUUUGGAGCAGAAAUUCUAAGCUGGAACAUGCGAACAUUUGUCCUGUUUUGUGCUCUGGUGGAAGUUUUUGUAAGAUCGCAAACUCAAGAUGUAAAAGCUGCUCAGUAUUUCACUGAGACACCACCCUUCGAUUACUAUCAACGUAAAACGUUGGCAGAUUGCCCGACUCGUUUCUAUGCUGAUCUUGAUCGUUAUAAUGUUGCGUUUGCCUUCGGUGGAGAACGAGCCUUCCGUGGAGAAUUCCAACACAUGGUGGCAAUUGGGUGGACAACAGAAGAAGGUAUCAAAUAUUUAUGUGGAGGAACCUUGAUAACACCGAGCUAUGUUUUAACAGCGGCACACUGUGCGAUCAACGGCGAAGGGAAUGAACCGGAUACUGUUCGCCUCGGUGAUACUGACCUUAACAGCGCUGCGGAUGACGAUCUAGCACAGCAGAUAAAAAUUCGCAACUUCAAGAAACACCCACAGUAUCGACCAAGCAGAAAAUAUUUCGACAUUGCAUUAAUUGAGCUUGAACACCCGGCUGAGAAUUCCGAAGCCGUUUGUGAGGCCUGUUUGUGGUUGGAAAAAGAAACUCCUUCGGAAAUAUUAAGUGCCAUCGGUUUCGGUGCAUUGGGAUUCGGUGAAAAUUUGAGCCCCACGUUGCAGAAAGUGAAGUUGGCCACAAUAAAUCAUACAGAAUGCAUACCCCGCAUACCUACAAGUACGCGGGCAUUACCAAAUGGUCUUCUAAAAGAACAGUUUUGCGCCGGUAGCGAAACCAUGGAUACAUGCGAGGGAGACUCCGGUGGACCAAUUCAGACUGAAAAGCUGGACGUAAUCGGUUUACAAAUUCCAUUGAUAGUCGGUGUCGUUUCAUUCGGAACGCCUUGUACCGAAGGAUCUACUGGAGUAUACACCCGGGUGGCUUCCUACCGAAAAUGGAUAGAAAGUGAAACGAAUCAAACUUUUGGAUAUGUGGACUGCCUUCGAAACUCAAAAUGUUACGACAGAAAAAAACUUUCAACUGGCAUCAGUUUUACUCCCUCACAUCCAGCCUUUAGGAUUUCCCUUCGGUGGUUUGGAAGUAACCAUUCUCAGUACCGCUGUGGAGCAACUCUGAUCGAUUACCGUUUUGCCAUCACAUCUGCUUCGUGUAUCAGUGAAAAAUCCUCACUGCCUGGCUUCAUUGAGUCAGCACUAAGUGCAGAGACGAUACGCGUAGACGAUGUUUACAUUCAUCCAAAUUACAGCGACGGGGCUAAGCCGGAAAACGACAUUGCCUUGGUCAAACUAGCUAUGUAUCUGAUUGGCAAAGAAGAAUUACUACCAGCUUGCCUUUGGCGAGAGUCAGAGAUCAAAGAGGAAUUCGGUAACAUGUAUUACUCAGCCUAUGCUAGUCAGUAUCAACUAGACGUCCGUACUCGAGAAGACCUAGAUUUUCAACUAACCAUUAAAAGAGAGAUAACCAACAAUGGACGAUGCGUUGAUCCUCUACAGCAGCGGCAAAAUCUUCUUUGUUCCAGCGGAAACAUUCCGCUUAUUCCAUCGGUUUGCAAGUUGGAUUACGGAGGACCAAUUUCAAACAGUGCAUAUUACCGCUUUCUACCGUAUCUCUAUGGCGUGGUAACGAAUCUUAGUUCAGGGUGCGGCGAUCAUUUGGUUGGAACCAGAGUUUACCCUCACAUAGACUGGAUUGAAAGUAUUGUUCUAGAUCACACCAACGAUCGAUUAGUGUUUUCAACGUGAUUUCCAAUCACCACUUGAGGAUAAUAAACCAUUAUGAUACUUACUAUUCUAUGAUAAAUUAAAUGAUUAGGAGUUGCUAAUGAAUAAACUCGAAUUAAUCUCCCUUUCUUAUUAAAAA